Molecule: messenger RNA, 4547 nt
Organism: Alligator sinensis (Chinese alligator)
Lineage: Eukaryota; Metazoa; Chordata; Crocodylia; Alligatoridae
Gene: YOD1
Product: YOD1 deubiquitinase
Exons: 2
Biological process (GO): endoplasmic reticulum unfolded protein response; protein deubiquitination
Cellular component (GO): nucleus; cytosol
Molecular function (GO): cysteine-type deubiquitinase activity
Source: RefSeq, a predicted model, not a curated record
GCGGCGCACGGCCUGCUGCUUGGCUCCCCCCCGCGCGGCCUGGCCCUCAGCGACGGCGAGCGGCGGCUGGGCGAGCUCGGCAUCCACUCGGGUGACACUCUAAUAGUCGAAGAGGACACCACGAAACCCAUGCCCGAGUCGCCCAUAAUUGCGAAAAGGAGCGCGCCGAAUUUGGUCAGGGAAACGCUGCCUGUGCUUGCGAGGAGGGUCGUUCCAGCGGAUAACUCCUGUCUCUUUACGAGCAUAUACUACGUGGUAGAAGGAGGCGUUUAUGAUCCAGCUUGUGCCCCGGAGAUGCGCAGCCUUAUAGCUCAGAUAGUAGCGAGCGAUCCAGAGUCCUAUUGUGAGGCAGUCCUAGGGAAAACCAACCACGAGUACUGCGAGUGGAUCAAAAGAGAAGACACGUGGGGAGGAGCCAUUGAAGUAUCCAUUUUGUCUAAGUUUUAUCAGUGUGAAAUCUGCGUAGUGGACACGCAGACCGUCCGAAUUGACCGUUUUGGGGAAGACGCGGGGUACCCGAAGCGGGUCCUUCUCAUUUACGACGGCAUUCACUAUGACCCGCUGGAGCGCAAGUUGCCCAACUCAGACGUGCCUCCCCUGACCAUUUUCUCAACAACUGAUGAUGUUGUCCUUGCACAAGCGUUGGAGCUAGCAGAUGAAGCAAGGCAAAAGAGGCAGUUUACUGAUGUGAAUCGCUUUACCCUGAGGUGCAUGGUGUGCCAGAAGGGGUUAACUGGACAAGCAGAAGCCAGAGACCACGCCAAGGAGACUGGGCACACCAAUUUUGGAGAAGUGUGAUACCUACAUGAGGACAGUUGUGUCUACUACCUCACCAACCCAGAAUAAGAUUCUGGGUUUUCAGAUAAGCUGUAUGUAAACAUAAAAAUUCCGUUCGCAAAGCUUGAAAAGCCCUACUAACUUAAUGGUGGCCAAGGCGCACAGGUCCAUGCUGGUUGGCGUGCAAGUUUACAGAUAUGUGUGUGGUAGUGACUUCUCCCAGCUGGUUUGAAAUAGAUAAUUUCUUGCAUGCUGAUUUGAAGUAAGCUGGCAGGUGUGUGGUGUAUGCUGGUGGCUAGAAUCCCUGACUUCUGAAAGAGCCUUAUUCCUAAAUCUUCCAUGCAAUGUGACCGGAUUUACACCCGGAACAAUAGUUGCCCAUAGAAUUAGUAACACUGGACUACAGUCUCUCAAAUCCGACUUUCAAGAUAGUUAAACUGGUUUUAAAAUUUGGCAACUUCAUGUGCGUAUAUAUCUGUGCUACUUUCCCAAGAGUUUUAUAUAAUAGCUCAUACGCACGUAGGCAGCUCUUGCAGAAAGAGAUGCCUGUUGGAUGAGUAACUCCAAAGCUGCCCUUCCUUAGGACAUAAAUGACAGAAGUAGAAUGUAUAGUUUGAAGUCACGGUGGUAGUGAGAGGGGUGGCCUCUGAGCUUUAAGAUAGACUUCUUAAAAUUAAUGAAUAGACAGUUAAAUACCCACAAACUUAAUCCUUCAUAAGUACCACUUGAAGUGUAGCUUUUAGUUGUUUGAAAACUAACUAUCCUUCCCUUUGUGUUUACACUGCAUCAGGAUGUUGGCAUGUUUUCUGAACUACUUGGAUCUUUGUUAACAACAUGAUCUUAAUUCCGGCAAGGAGUGACACUAGCUAAAAUCUAGUUUUAACGCAUUUAAUAGAUUUGAGUCUGGUAUUCCUCAGACGUGGCCACAGAAUACUGAUAAACUAUACCAGGCUCUAAAUACUCAUAAGUUAGCACUUUUUAAUUUUUUGGUUCUCGUUCUUUUACAGAUCAAAUAUCUUGUUUGAGAAGGACUGAGCAUUUACCCAAAAGGGAAAUAACUUGAAGUGUCUUUGGUGUCUGUAUUCUACCAGAUACCUCUUAACUUGCUUGAAUUCCCACCAAUGACUCUCUUCAGUAGCAAGACCUCAAUUUUAAUAAGGAAUGGAGCCUUUUUAAUUUUUAACAGUAAAAUAAGCUAGGUAGAAUGCUCAACUUCUGACCCUAUUUAAAAAAAAAUCAGGGAUGUUUGAAAUCACUAUAACAAAGAAAUUUUACCUCAUACAUGGAUUGUGAGGCUUGAAGUGCAUUGAGAUUUUUCUAAAUGGUGCUGUAGAGGUGCGUAUUACUGAAAGUCGUCUUUUUUUUGUUAAAAGAAUGCCUGUAACACACUUGUGUUAAAGCAAUUAACAAUAUUCUGACCCCUGCUGGUUUUCUGUUACUGUUUUAAGAUGCCUUCUGUGCAGUUUUAUAUGUGGGAGGCAAGGAGGUCCAUCUUGAAAAUGAAGUAGAAAUGAGUCUGCUGUAGGGAAUGGAAGUUUAAAUUGCCUUCUGUGAAGAACCUCCCAGGUUCCUGUGAGAGGUCAUAUACAAAGCCCUGAUGCAGCAAAGACUCCUUAUUCCAUAAAGCAUGUGCUAAAAUGAUUCCCUGGUUUGAGACCUACUUGCGGAACUUCAAACAGAAGGGUAAUCCUGUUGACACUAGUGGAACUAUUAAAACACAUUUAAGCAUGUGCUUAAGUGCUUCAUUGGAUUGAGGCCUGAAUAAUUAAAUCACUUAAGAGUAUUAUGGACCAGGAUUCCUUUAACUCAGUAUAAAAAUAAAGUAAUUAUGGCACUGGCGUGAGUUUGCUAUAGAUAUUAAGAUAAUGUCUGUUACGGCCCACAUUGCUUUUAGAGACUUUUUAAACCUUUUUAAAUGCUUGACUGAAAGCAAAUGAUUAUGUAUAGAAGCAUAAAUGACUGGGUCAAAGAAAGGAAGAAUAUGAUGUGUACAUCCUUGAAGAUGAAACAUGGCCUAGCAGUUAGACCAAGAAACUGUCAGUCUAACUCACAUGAUGCUAACUUUCAUCCUGAAUGGGUGCAAGACCUUGGACAAAAUCACUACACCUCAGCCUCUCUUUACCCAUCUGUAAAGUGGGUAUGAUGUCUACCUCACAGAGGUGUUUUGAGGCUAAACUGGUGUUUGUAAAGUCCUUGGAUGAAAGGUGCUAGAGAAGUGCAAAGUAGCUAUUUCUGAUGUGCCAUGUUUGCAAACCGGCUGUAGGCUUUUGGGAACAUAACUCUUAUCCUGCAAAAUCAGUUCACUUUCUGGUAUAGAAUUUGCAAAACACAAGACUUAAUGUAUCUGCAUACGUUUGCUAGGCAAAUUAGAUUUCAAAGCCUGUGUGUGGAUUUCUGAAAGUGGAUAGCAAGGCUAAGUGUUUUUAUUUGCCCUGUUACAAUUUUAAAAGCCUGUUUCACAUAUUUAUUUUGCUAUAUCAUGUUUGCAUUAAGGUUCUACUACACUAGUAAUGCCCACUGUCAGAUUAAUUGAGGGAGAGUAGUUGCACAUGAAAGAAACUAUAUUUAUUUGCCUAGAAAAUUGCAUUGUUUUGGAUCUGAGAUCCCAAUAAACUGCUGUAAUCGUUGUCCUGUUUAACAAAAGUCAUUUGUUACAAAAACAAGUAUUUAAUGUAACUUUUCAAAGAGGAAAAUAACCUGUGGAACUGAACUGAAGAAAUUUAAGUAAUCUGAACUCCCUGCCUGUCCCCAGGUAAAGAAGAAAAAAAUCAGACUUUCUAGAAACUUAAAUGUAUAACUCUCAUGUGAAAACCCAACUAAACUUAUUUGUAUUCCUUCUGGAAGAGCUCUGUAAUUGUGUUAGCUUUGUCAUGUCUGAUUUAUCACUAGCACUUAUGUGCCCUUUGUUAACAAUAGAGACAUGGUAAUCUUGCACACGACUGCUUUCCUUGCUCUCGGUGGGAAGAACCUGUAUCUGUGAGUAGCUGUAUUAAUACAUUUUGCACUGAAGCAUGUCCUGUAGCUGCAAGACACUAGUUACUGAUAUUUUGUUCAACAUUUAUUUGUCUGGUACAUAGUUGAGACUUAAGCUCAGGUAACUGGCAUUAAAACAAAGUCUGUCACCUGUGCAGAGUGAUCCAAAAAAAUACUGUUAGACAUGGACUGAUGUUCUUACUGCUCCCCUGCUUCCUUUCCCCACCCCCCCAAUAAAAAUGCAAUUAGCACUACUUUCUUUGCUGAAUAUUUCAGCAGAGGGGCCAGGGAUAGAAUGGACCAUGGAGACUGAACUUGCUUCUCCCAGCAAUGAACUCCUUAGUUAAAGGUUGAGGCGUAUAAGUAUCACUUCUUUGAUUCACUAUAGGACUUCAGUUUCCAAGGCUGCCAGUCUGGCCCCUUUCACCAGCACUAAAUUCUUUUUCCUAGAAAAAGGAGCUUAACAUACUCUAAUCAUGUGGCCUUUCACAAACAUUUUAUAUUGUAUGAAGAGAUGCACAUCUCGUGAUUUUAAUGGCACUUUAAAAGCUUGUCAAAGUUUACAUGUUUAGCAGGGACCUACACUGAUGUAAGCAUUAUUUGUUUCUGUUACAGUGAAAUGACUGAUGUUAGCAAACAGUUUCUAAAACCUUAGUAUUUACCAACGUAUUCCAGUGGUAUGACAUCCUGUUGUUGUGUAUCAUUAGCACCAGUUAUUUUUGGAGAAUAUAUUUCGUUAAACAUGUGCCCCUGAAUUGCAAAAAUUGUGACUGCACCAAUAAAUGUGACUGCAUGCA